This is a messenger RNA of Lytechinus pictus (painted urchin), 8473 nucleotides long. RefSeq names its product TPR repeat-containing protein DDB_G0287407-like. NCBI's taxonomy places the organism in Eukaryota, Metazoa, Echinodermata, Echinoidea, Temnopleuroida, Toxopneustidae. The record is from RefSeq and is a predicted model, not a curated record. Gene Ontology annotation, cellular component: Cul4-RING E3 ubiquitin ligase complex. The transcript has 17 exons. The coding region runs from base 155 to 3346 and encodes 1063 amino acids.
UCAUUUGAAGACAGCAUACCCGGUACGCUAGCUGACGACAUUUCGACAAAUACCUACGAUCAUUUUCGAAUACCGUUCGCAACUCUUCGCGUAUUUCUAAAUUCUAGUGAUGCUCAAUCUGAUAUAAGAAUCCUGCACUUGAUCUCCAGAGACAAUGGGAAACGUACGCUCCCGUCCACGUCCUCGAUCCCAUCUUCCUGGGAAUGAAACCAGCAACGUUAGCAAUCGAGGAUCAUACCAUGCCACUGACCUGAGCAGAUCAGAGUCUGGGGGUCUGGAACAGCCGCUAGAGUACAAGGAGAAAGGCAGCAUGGAAUCAGAGAGGAAGGAUGAGAUUGAAAAGAGGGAUAGUGCUUGCAACGGGUCUGCAGAAGAGAGGGGGAAGGCUGUAGGAGGGGAUGGUGAGAAAUUGAAGGAGAAGGAAGUUAAGGAGGCAGAGGAGGUAAAAGAAGCACAAAGGACUCUUGAGGAUACCUCAAAGGCAUAUGAACCUGACAAGGAAAUUGCAGUUGGACCAAAGGGUGAUGCAGGAGAGAUUAAAGAAAGAGAAGAACUGAAUGAUGAGGGGAUGGAUUUGAAAGAGGAGGCUAGUGAGAAGGAGACAAGGACAGCAAAAGAAAAGGAAAAGGAUGAGGAUGUUGUCACCGGAGAAAAACAGGAUCCAAUAAGCAAGGAAAAAGAUAAUGAUGCCUCUGCAAAGCAGACUGAAGGAAUCAGUCAUGGGGCACAGGUAUCUCACGGUGCACACAAUAAGCCUCCCCCAUCUCACCCUACCCCAACCAAAUGGCCAUGGCCCACCAACGCAACCACCGUCAAUGAGGUGGUGGCUGAGGUUUGGAAUGAGAUCGAUGACCAAUGUCUGCUCUAUCCAUUGUCUCACACCAAUCUCACCCAGACACUGACCGGAUGGAAGGUUGUUAGACUCUUUGUGUCUUCAACUUUUCAUGAUUUUCAGAAUGAGAGAGAAAUAUUGGUCAAGAAGGUGUUUCCUGAGCUACGUGAGUGGUGUGAGAAACGACGGAUCCAUUUCAUCGAGUGUGACUUACGAUGGGGCGUGCCGCGAGACUCGACGACGCGGACAGUCCUCUGCACUUGCAUGGAGGAGAUCGACCGAUGCCAUGAAGAUACGGAGGGAGAACCAUUCUUCCUUAACAUGCUCGGUGAAAGAUAUGGCUGGGUUCCGACCAAAGAUGAUGUCCCUGAAGACAUAGCUAAGAAGUAUGACUGGGUCGGCAAUAGUUCUAUCACCCACAUGGAGAUCCUACACGGGGCUUACCGAUUCUGCAACCGCAACGCUGCAUUUUUCCUGCGAGAGGUGGAAGACAUGCCGGAUGAUGUGAAGGCAAAGUUUGCAGACCCCACUGAUCUUGGCCUUCGACAGAUUGAUAGAUUGAGGACAAAGUUAGCCUCAAGAUUUCCAGAGCAAGCACACAAUUACACCUGUCAGUAUGACCCAUCAGAUACAAGUUGUAUUAAACUUGUUGGAUUGGAAAAAUUUGGGCAGGGGGUCCUUGAAUACUUCAAGUUUGUUAUCGAUCGUAAAUACCCUAAGGAAGCUGUGGAACUCACACCAGAAGAGCAAGAAAGUGAUCGUCAGACUCUGUAUCUUGGUCACAAGGGUCAGUUGAUCUACGGCCGGGAAAGAGAAAUCAAAUAUCUACAGGACUAUGUGACAGGUGCCGGAGAUUACUCCAAAGAAAGUCUGGCAGAGCAAUGGCAGUCUAGAUUCUAUCCUGAAAAAUGCAAACAAGUCCUUUUUGAAGCAGAAGAGAAGAAUGAACCAGAAAGUGAUGAAAAGAAGGAUGAAGAGGAAAGUGAAAAAGAGAAUAAGACUCGGCAUUCUCCUGUUGCCGUGGUAGCCCAGUCCGGUCAGGGCAAAUCAUCAUUGAUGGCCAGAUUCAUCAUGGAAGCUAAACAGGCUGGACUGAAUGUAUUCUUCCACCUUGUAGGUUGCAGUGGGGACAGUCUUAGCCUGAUCAAGAUGCUAGCAAGGUUGUGUCACUAUCUGGCGCCCUCUGAAGAUGAGAGAAUAUCUAAGUUGAAAGACAUGUCAACAGAGAAUGUUGUGAAGUUGAGUAGAACUCUUCUCAAAGAAUACAUGGAUGAAGGAAAACAGCUUGUCAUCGUCAUUGAUGAUUUAACUCAGUUGCAACUUGAUGAUGCGAGUUGGUCAGACUGGAUUCCUGAUUCUCUAGAGGGUGAUGUCUACAUGGUAUUCAGUCUCGUCCAAGAGGAAUAUAAAAUGAAGGAAAUAAAAGCAAAGGUACCCUCUCUUCGGUACCUUGAGCUUGGUCAUCUUGACCAUUGUGCUCGAGUGACCAUUGUUGAGAACUUCUUUGACCAGUACAACAAGAAACUUGAUCCAGAGCAGUUGGAAAUCUUGACACGCUCUCCUGGAGCUGAGAAUGCUCUGUGGCUAGCUCUAGCCUGUGAAGAACUGAGAGUCUUUGGGGCAUUUGAAGCAUUGACUGCACUGAUCAGGGAUCUACCAGAUAACCUAGAAGGUAUGGUGUGUGACAUCCUGCAGAGAUUGAGAUCAGAAGAUGAGACAGGAUUAGUUGAGAAGACUCUUUGCUUCUUGGAGUGCUGUAUGAAAGGUCUCACAGAACAGGAGUUAGAGUGUCUCCUAGGGGACAUGGAGACCAAGACACCCAUACCUAAGCUACACCUUGCCAUGGUACGAAGAACCCUCAAACCAUUCCUCAGGAGAAUCAGCGGUAUGUGCAAAGUGGAAUGCAUCACAUUCUUCCAUCAUGCUAUUGGAUGGGUUGUGAGAAAGACGUUGCUUGCCGAUGCUACCGAGCUGGCAAAAUACAAUCUUCACAUGGCAGAGUACUACUUGAACUGGUAUGAGUACAGUGAUGAUUUGGCAGCAAAGAAUGCAGCCUUCCAUCUCAGUAAGUCCAAUGACAAGGGCCGCUUGGUGAACUUCCUCACUAAGGACAAACGUAGCAGGUUCUUAGGACCGGUCCUCAAAUCUGGCUACCUCAAGCAUUGUCGUUGUCGAGCGAUGAUCAACACAAAAGGACCGUUCCAAACCCAACUCUUUCUUUGUAAUUUCUGUGGUCCUCAACGUAAUGCCUUUGGCAACGAAGUCUGGUGCAAUGCAGAGAGCUGUAUUCUAUGUGGCCAUUUUGUGAACCAAAUGUUCAGGAAAGACAGCAAUAAAGCCUACCGAUGUCAGCAGCAUCCUCUGAAAUGUCCACGAUUUCCAAACGCUAAGAGCUGCAUGCUAUGCAAACGCACCAUCAUGGCAGGGCAAGAGAAACCAGCCUACCUCUGUCAGUUCUGCCAUAUGAUGGGAGGGUUUGUUACAUGUAGUAAUCUGAAUACUGAUAGCAGAUAGUGUUGCUUAUGUCGAGGACACUUCAAUUUGACACCAACAUUUAUCACAAAGGAACUUUAGAAACAGUGUUUUGAUAAUGUAGUUCUGCAUAAAUCUGCAAUAUGUUAAUGUGUGUCACUGAAUACUCAUGAGAGAUGGUGUUGCUUAUUUCGUGUACACUUCUUUUGGACACCAACAUCUAUGACAGAGGAACUUCAGAAGCAGUCUGUGGCCAGUUCAGUAAUAUGGGAGGGUUCACCACAUGCUGUAAUCUGAAUCCAGAAAGCAGAUAAUGAUGUCGCAGUGUUGAAAGCUUCUUUGGACACUAAUAUGUAUCAUGGAUUAGCUUUGGAGUCGGUCUUCAGGCCAGUUCUGCAAUAUAGGAGUUUGUCACAUUGAACAUGAAUAGUAAUGGGAGAUUGUGUCGCUGGUGUCUUGAAUACAUCGCUUGGGUACCAAUGUGUAUCAUGAAGAGACUUGAAAAAUGGCCCAAUGUCCGCUCUUUGAUUUGGCUAAAUUUGUCAUGUGCUGAACUUGUCAUUCUUUAGCCAUUUUCUUUCCCUGUUUAUAGCCCUUUUGUAUUCUUUUUGAAAAUGGCAACAGAACAGUGCAUUGUGUCCAUUUUCCACAGAUUUGCUCUCAGUGGAAACUUGAGUACUAAUGGGAGAUAAUGUUAUGCUGUCCUCUCUUGGACACCUAUGCAGAUAUGUUUGUUUUCAUUAGCACAGACAUGGGAAGACUUCAUUGAUAAUUGUUCUUCGGAGGAAACAUAAGCUUUUGUAGAAUAGGAGUCUUUAAUCUCAUGAAGAAGCAGUGGGAAAUUCCCAGGAAAUGACUUGGUGGACGUUUUAUCUGACAAGUCCAGUUUCAUCUGACAGUUGCCAAAGUAAUAUAGCUUCUCAGCCAAUCAAAUUAAAUAAAAUUUGUUAGACAAACAUGUUGAUGAAAUGCUCUCCAGAUUUUUACCUUCUUUACAUUACCAUUGCUGCAAAUAAAAACGACACAAGAAUCAAGUAAAUGAAAAUGAAUAGAUAGCCAAGUUUUCAAAUUACCUGAAAUUAUCUGCAUGCUAAAAUAUUGAUUUAACAUGAAUUUAGACAUGUAUUCUGGUCUAUAUGCUCAUAUAAAAUUCCAAUCAAAUAUUGUUUGCCUGUUUCAAAUUCACAUAUACAGUCACUCUAAACUGGAAAAUUUGAAGAUUUUGAGGUAGGCUUCCCAUUAUGAAUACCAAAACUGAUUUCACCUCUAUCAUGUUUGUAUUGAUGAAACUCCAUGAAUAAAAUAACAGAAUGCUUGAGCAACAGACAUAGAUGAAACUAUUAAAGUCAUUCCUUAUUUUUAAGUAAUUACACCAAAGAUAUAAGUAUUCAUAAUUCCAGUACUCCCUUUUAUCUUCUUGAUAAGCCUUAGAUCACUUUGAAAGCAAUUAUUACUAAUUUAUGCGAAUAUAAAUCAUGCAGCUAUCAGAAUUUUUUUUCUUUGGUUACAGCAAUAAUGGCACCGAAUUAGUACUGAAAUAAUAUUACUACUACUAUUGUGAAUCCUACUUGGAUGGUUUUAAAUAAAGUUGUCUGUAUAUCAUGUAUGACAUAGGAAUUAAUAACUGAUGACUGGUAACCUUUUUUUAGGGUGCUUAUUAAGAUUUUCACUCCUUUGAUUCUCAUCAGGUAAAAUUGAACUUUAGUCAUUCUGAUUGAAAUAUCAAAUUUUGAGCCAAAAGUCUGAAUGAAAAAUGAAAUAUUUCUCAUGAUAAGAUUAUUGUUUUUGGAAUUGCACUCCUAUUAUGAUUUUUUUCCCUUAACUUUUUAGCCCCCCAAAUGCCUUUUAUUGAGUCAAAUAAUAUCAAAAUAUACACCAGCAAACAUUAUUACACAAUCAGUAAAUGAACUCAAAACAUUAAUAAUACUUCACAUUUCUCUCAAGUAAAUAAAGAAUGAAGUGACAUCCAAUAGGUUUUAAAAUUUCUUAAACAAACCCAAUAUAGAGUUACAUGUAAUGUAUCUCUCAUCUUCACAAUACUGAAUAUUUUUUUUUGCAUAUGUAAACACAGGGUUUUUUUUAAUUUAGCUUUUGAAGAAUUUCUUUUUGGCUUAUACAUACCAAACAGUUCAAUGCAUCAUUUCUUUCUCAACGAAACCAAAGAUUUAUUUUUUCAAACUAAACUUGACAUGUGCCUGAGAACAUUCAUUUAUGCCAUUAUGUUAACCCAUCAGGGACCAAGCCGCAUAUAUGUGGAUGGAGUCUAUGGAAAACAUGUGUUAUAGUGAAAUCAUUCAGUCUCUUAUGGGUUAAACCAGGAAAUGUAGUUUAUCUCGUUUAGUACAAGAAAGGGUCACCAGCUGUGUGUAUUAAAUGUAAUGAUUAAUUUGAUUACAUGCAUGUACAUGUUGGAGGUCUAGAAAAGAAAAAAAGUGUAUGUUAAGAAUUGCUUAGGUUACACCAAUUGCUAUAUCAUUCCAGAUUAACUUACAUGUAUGUGGCACUAAAAUUAAUUUCUAAAUUGGGGUUUCAUAGAUAGUUUUUAUGAUCCAUUCACUUAUGAAUACAUGUAUAUUUAAAUUUAUUUAUUUUCCACAAUCUGAUAAAAAUACAGGUACAAUAGCAUAAAAACACAUUCAAAAAUGCAUUCAAACAUGAAUACAAAAGGGUACAUUAUAAAUAAAGUAAAUAACAGAAAGUGGUGGGAUUAACAAUAGACCUCAAGACCUUACAAAGGUAUAUCCCUAUAUAUAUAUGCAAACAGUUCUACACAUGUGAAUGAAACGGAUAACUAUGAGUGUUAAGCAUUGAUUAUAAGAAUUAUUAUUCAAAUACAAAGUAACAAUUUUUAGUAACCAAAUUUAGAAAUCAACAUAUUUAAGUUUACCUCCUAAGAACAAAGAAAUGAAAUGAAUACUAUUAAACAGUACUGUGUAUGAAACAUUUAAAUCAUGUAGUCUUUCAUCUUAAUAUUUGUGUCUAACAUUAUGAUUUUUUGUUUAGAUCUGCCUUGUAUAAAUCAGAUGAAAUCUUCUUUUGAUCUUCUGCUUUUCUAUAGUGUUAUAUUUUUGUCAUAUGCCAUAUUUUUACAUAAUGUAAAUUCUUUUCACAGUAUGUAUAGUGUGUAAUGCAGGCAAUUAAACUAGCAAAUAAAAGGCAAUACUUUUUUGUUGAUAAUGAAAUAUAUUGUAAUAGAUUAAUUUUAUCAAUUUCCUCUUGUGUUUAAAUUUACAAGCAGUUCUUUCAGUUCCCAUUCAUGCUAUGAACUAACAGUAAGUUAGGUUUUUGUUUUAUGAAUAUUUUAUCAUGUAUUUUUUAUUAUAAAAAGACCAUUCAGUCUUCAAAGUGUAUUUUAUUGAUUGAUUUAUUGUUUGUACAGUUUUUGUCUCACCUGCAUAGCAGAGUGAGACUAUAGGCGCCGCUUUUCCGACGGCGACGGCGGCGGCGACGGCGACGGCGGCGGCGGCGUCAACACCAAAUCUUAACCUGAGGUUAAGUUUUUGAAAUGACAGCAUAACUUAGAAAGUAUAUGGACCUAGUUCAUGAAACUUGGCCAUAAGGUUAAUCAAGUAUUACUGAACAUCCUGCCUGAGUUUCAUGUCACAUGACCAAGGUCAAAGGUCAUUUAGGGUCAAUGAACUUAGACCAUGUUGGGGGAAUCAACAUCAAAAUCUUAACCUAAGGUUAAGUUUUUGAAAUGUCAUCAUAACUUAGAAAAUAUAUGGACCUAGUUCAUGAAACUUAUACAUAAGGUUAAUCAAGUAUCACUGAACAUCCUGCAUGAGUUUCACAUCACAUGACCAAGGUCAAAGGUCAUUUAGGGUCAAUGAACUUUGGCCGAAUUGGGGGUAUCUGUUGAAUUACCAUCAUAACUUUGAAAGUUUAUGGAUCUGAUUCAUGAAACUUGGACAUAAUAGUAAUCAAGUAUUACUGAACAUCCUGUGCAAGUGUCAGGUCACAUGAUCAAGGUCAAAGGUCAUUUAGGGUCAAUGAACUUUGGCCAAAUUGGGGUAUUUGUUGAAUUACAGCCAUAAAUUUGAAAGUGUGUUGGUCUAGUUCAUAAAACUUGGACAUAAUAGUAAUCAAGUAUCACUGAACAUCCUGUGCGAGUUUCAGGUCACAUGAUCAAGGUCAAAGGUCAUGUAAGGUCAAAGAACUUUGGCCACGUUGGGGGUAUUUGUUGAAUUGCCAUCAUAUCUCUAUAAGUGUAUUGGUCUAGUUCAUAAAACGUGGAAAUAAGAGUAACCAAGUAUCACUGAACAUCUUGUGCGAGUUAUAGUAGUUUUCAAAAUCAGCACUGCUGCUAUAUUGAAUCGCGUGAUGCAGGUGAGACGGCCAGAGGCAUUCCACUUGUUGUGGAAUAUGUUUGAAUUUUUACAACUCAAGCUUAACUAUUUUUGAUACUCAAAUCAUCUUGUUAAUGUCAUUAAUCUGUAAAGGAUAGCCAAAUCUUUAUAUUUAUAAUUUUCAGCUUAAAAACUCUUGAUAUUUUUUUUUCAAUCUGCAAAUGUAUGGUUUAUUCAUUGUAUCUAAUACUUUACAAGUAGGGAAAAAGUUUGUGCUGUGAAAUAUUAGUAAUACUUGUCAGAGUAGUACAUUUAUGUGUAAAUGUAUGUGUCUUUAUCAACAAUAUUUUUUUAUUAUAUUGUAUGAAAAUAGUAUAUUUUUCAUCUCAAGCUUUGAAUUUCAUGUGAAGUAAACUUAAGUUAGGUUAAUGAUCUAUACGGAAAAUGCAAUAAAGGACUUUAAUUUAUAAAAACAAUGUGCAAAUCAUAUAUAUGGUAAAAUGAUGUAGAGUAUAAAGUAAGUGAAAUAGAAAAUCAUAUUCAGUCACCAUCAGUGAGAUUUUUUGUGUAUUUUGUUAGCUUUAAUUGGUAUUCUUUCCUCAGUUUGGGAUUGAUGCUUGCUUAAUUCAGAUUUCAUGACAGUGUUUUGUGAAUAGAUUUAUUUUUUUCUUUCUUUCAUGGUAGGUAUGUUCAGCUCUGAAUGAAAUUUUCUAGUAAGAAUAUAAUGUGUACAAUGUAGAAUACUCUUUUUAUUGUUUAUUCUUGUUACGAUUAUCAAUUAUUGGGGGCAAUCAACUGUAGGGCUUUUUCUACUCAUUCUUGACCACAUGUUUUCAAACCACCCCGAAAUACAUUUAUUUUGAUUGAUCAACUUAUUACACUA